Thamnophis sirtalis is the source of this 518-nucleotide messenger RNA. The record is from RefSeq and is a predicted model, not a curated record. Lineage: Eukaryota; Metazoa; Chordata; Lepidosauria; Squamata; Natricidae.
UACCGAGCUUCGGGUCGUUGAGUAGGCGCGCUCGGCCGGCCUGCGUGCCCUCGAACGCCUCCCCGUCGCCGGCGCACUGCCGAACCCGCAGCCCCGCAGAAGCUGCCGACCUUCCGGAGAUCGCUUCGUCGGUUCGCCUGAGGCUGACAAAGAUGCUAGCAGAUCGAGCCCGGAAAUCUCUGCUUCCUUUGAAGUUACCAGAAGGAUUUCAGAGCAAAGUGGUUGCACCACGCAAUGCAAAGUUGGUUACAGAAGAAAAGAAGGAUGCUCCACUGACACCCUCGGCUUUUCUGAAAGAGAUAUCUCUCACAACGGAACAAAGGCUGGCAAGCACCCAUGAAGUACACUUGCCUCGCAUUAUUCAGCUUUUGGACAUGAAUGAAACCUCACAUCAGAAAUUCUCCUCUGUUGAUCUGGAUCGGACUCUGUUUCAACCAUUUCCAUCAGAAGUGGUUUUUCAAAACUAUGCCUCUUGUGAGCUCUACGAAGUACCACUGAUCCUGAGGAACAACGACAAG